AGUUUCAAUUGAUUUUUUCCGCACGCAAAGCUAAAAGUUAACGGAAAUGAGUGCUCCUGAUGCCAAGAGGAUUGCCGAGGCUGAGGCUUUACUGGGACAGGUCGACAGUGCCGCGGAUGAGUAUGCCAGGGCUGGUACGUAUUUCAAGGCUGCAACUGCAUAUCGAAACGCCAAAUGCUUGGAUAAGAGCAAGGAUUGUUUUUUGAAGGCCAUCGACUGUUACAUGAACAACAAGUCGUGGUUUCAUGCGGCCAAGUCCUGCGAGCAGAUUAUCCUGCUGGCCAAAGAAACAGAUACACUAUCCGAAAUUGAGGAAUAUGCCAAUAGGGCUUGCAAUCUCUAUCAGCAGCACGGAUCUCAGGAAGCAGCAGCUGCCGCCUUGGAUAAGGCAGCCAAGAUGACGGAAUCCAAACAUCCUGAAUUGGCACUGGAGUUCUACAAACGGGCACUGGCAGUUGUCUUGAUUGGGGACUCCACCCACCAGGCAUCGGAAUUCGCGUCGAAAGUCUCCAGGAUUUUGGUCAAACUAAAGAAAUUCGAAGAAGCCAGCAAAGCUCUCAAAAAGGAGAUAAGCCUUAAUUUACAAACGAAAUCGUACGGACAAGUUGGACGUUUGGUCGUUGCUUUGGUACUGGUGCAAUUAGCCCUCGAGGACUUCGUAGAUGCCAAAAAGUCAUUCAAAAAAUGGGGAAACCGUUGUGAUCCCCAAGAGGUUAAAACACUGCAAACACUUCUGCAAGCCUUGGAUGAUGAGGACGCAGAAUUAGCUGCCAAAAUGCUGGCCGCUCCAUUUAUCAGGCAUAUGGAUGUGGAGUAUGCACUUUUAUCCAAAAAUAUUCCAUUACCAUCAGGUAUUAAACUAGAGAAAGAAGGCGAAGACAAUACUGGAUCAAUAAAAUAGUUGUAAUAAAAGAUCCUCAAGUGACAAAAGCUUUAAAAUUGUAGAAACACUGUUAACUAUA
Messenger RNA from Drosophila takahashii, 962 nucleotides. It is a transcript of the gene gammaSnap2, whose product is annotated as gamma Soluble NSF attachment protein 2. Gene Ontology annotation, biological process: intracellular protein transport. Gene Ontology annotation, molecular function: syntaxin binding; soluble NSF attachment protein activity. Gene Ontology annotation, cellular component: SNARE complex; vacuolar membrane. NCBI's taxonomy places the organism in Eukaryota, Metazoa, Arthropoda, Insecta, Diptera, Drosophilidae. The record is from RefSeq and is a predicted model, not a curated record.